AUGUCUCUCUUCGCCUGCGAGGAUCCCUAUAUCAAGCCGCGCCUUUCCAGCUCCUUUUACUCCUCAUCCGAACUGCCUGGUCAAUUCAAGCCUGGCGACCUCCACCCCAGCGACUUCGUUUUCAAUAAAAAAGUCAACUACCACCCGGAGAAAGUGUUCCUUUUUGGGUCCGAGACAAUCUGCUCGCCUCCCCCUCCACCUCCCCCGGCCGGCGACACGAGCGGGAACAAUCCACCAUCUUCGUCUCAUAUUGCGCCAGAAUGGCCCCAUUGGGAUCCGGAAGUCACACUUCGCAUCAAAAAUCCUGACAGGAAUUAUUUGACUUGCAUGGCCCAUCUUGCAGGCGAUAAAGGCAGGCGGUGUGAUCGUAUGGUAUUUUCUGCCGCUACUGAGAUAAAAUACUGCCUAUGGGCGAUAGGAAAGCUCAGUCCGCUGCUUGCCAAGACCUCGGUUUGCCUGUAUGAACUUUCAGAAGUCAUGCUUUGUCUCACGCAUGCCGACUUUCAGAGCAUGCUUCUGGAUAAGUGGAGGAAGGAUAUUGACCGGUUAAUAGAAGGACAUGAGUCUAAGGAAAAGCAAAGGUCUAUGCAAGAGGAAGAUUCUGCGAAAGAGCAGGUUUUGACGGAAGACGGUGGUCUAACGGGGGAAGAAGAGAAUGGCGAAGCGGCGGCGGAAGAGAAGAAACCAGCAGAAGACCCGGCGAGCCCUCAAAAUCAAGAUCCAACAAAAGAGGAUACAGUGUCACAUGUCACGCGUCAACUCAUGGAGAUGCAAUAUUUGCUCGAGGGACUGAAAAUGAGGGGUCCACGAGGUAAGGAGCAAUGGGACUUGAGCCCAGAGCAAAGCACGAUGGAUCAGCUUUGGCGCACGGUGAUGGACACGAAGGAUGUGACUGCGACCUUGAAGCUGGCACUAGAAAAAGAGAGGACUGAGAAGGGCCAGCGUGAAAAGGAAAGUGAGUCACAGGAGGAAGAGGCACGAAAGCAGAGGGAAGAAGAAAUGCUUGAAAGGGAGAAAGAGGGGAUUGAGAGGGAGCGACUUGAGCAAGAAAGAAAGCAAAAACAAAAAGAGGAACGGCAUGCAGAGGAGACGAAGCAGCGGGAUACAACAAUUCGUCUCAUUUGUCGAGAAAUAGAAACUACAGGAGAAGCGAUGGACAAGCUGGCCAAGAGGAACGAGGAGCUGCUCAAGAAGAUCCAAGACAUCUCCAAGGAAAACGAAGAACUGCAUGAAUUUCACGACACGCUAGUAAGGGGGAAGAAGGAGCUACUCAAGAAAAAUCAGGAUCUAUCCACGGAUUGCGUACAACUACAUGAGUUUCACGACACGCUACUAAGGGAGAAGGAGGAGCUACAUAAGGAGCACGAAAGGAUGACAUCGGAGUACAUCCGUUUGUUGGGAAAAGCGACGGAAGAAGCGGCACGUACAAGACAAGAGAUGGAGGGAUUGGCCAAAAGCAACGAGCAGUUGGAUAGGAAAAAUGAACAAUUAGCCGAUAAGAAUGACCAACUGCUUUGGGAAAAGAAACAGUUGGAGCUCCUGGUCCUUAAAGGGGACGGUUUGGAGAAAGAAAAAGAGGUCUGGAAGAAGGAGAAAGCGAAAUUGAUCAAGGAGAAGGCCGGAGUGGAAAAAAGAUGGAUGAGUGAAUUUUGGUCACGAUAUGAAAAGCGAUGGAAAGAUGUCAAAGGGAAUGAUUCCAGAGCUGCAUCAGACGAGCUUCGCCGAACGAUCGAAUUGCGUCGGACCAUUCCAUGGCCAGUUUUCUCGGGCGACUUUGAGGAUGUGAACGAAAAGAACGUCGAGGACUUCUUCCGCAAGGCGACGCCUGACCCGGAAAAUGCUGGUCGGAUGUACAAUUUCAUGGCGCAGGAAUGUAAAAAUUGGCAUCCUGAUAAGAUACCACUUUGGUUCGACGCUAUUACGGAUGCAAAUACUGCGGACAAGUUCAGUACGGUUGCUCGCACAGCAAUCAAGUUAAGAUCUGAAGCACAAAAGAAAAAGACGUGAUAAGAGCCGCCUAGAGAGGCGCCGCUAAAACAGAUGCUCAUUCUAUUUGAGUCGUAUUUUCGUUAGGAACCACAUUUUCUAUACACAUAGCGGUGUUUAAUUAUCCAUUUUCAGUCAUAUUUCUUCUCAUUCAUAGGAUAUUCAUAACUUGAAAGAUCUC
Messenger RNA from Mytilinidion resinicola, 2167 nucleotides. RefSeq lists its product as uncharacterized. The record is from RefSeq and is a predicted model, not a curated record. The coding region runs from base 1 to 2007 and encodes 668 amino acids. The transcript has 2 exons. Lineage: Eukaryota; Fungi; Ascomycota; Dothideomycetes; Mytilinidiales; Mytilinidiaceae.